AUGGUCAACUUCAAGCAUUUAUUCAAUACCGGUGACAAGGAAUUAGAUGAGCCAUUUAUUUUUGCAUCUCAGGCAACUCAAGUUUACUAUGUGCAAGAUCCUAUUGAUGCUGAUUGGUUUGCUGUUUUGAAGUCAAAACAACGUGACAUGUAUGAUAUGGAAGAAAGGCUAGACAAUAGUACAGAAAUAGGUUCUUUCUUGCCAGAUUUGGAUGCACACACACAAGUUAAUGUAUCUAUUGGUGGUAGUUGUGUUAGGACUGAUAUAGAUGGAAUAGUGAUUGCCGAAAACCAAUCUAGCAAGAGGAAAGUUUUUAAGAGGAAGAGGAAUGGUGUGUGGUGUCAGUUUGAGCCCAUGCAAUUUCUGUUCUGGACAAGGACAUUAGCAGCUUCAACUAAUGGACCUACUUUGCGAUCAAGGACUGAAAGGGAUAUUGUUGAUGAAGAAUCUGAAAAUAGUUAUGAAGAAUCUGAAAAUCCCAUCAAUGAUGAAGAGCAACCUAUUGGGCAUCAAAAUAUAAGGAAAGGAAGGGGCCCAACCUUGAAGAAGAACAUAUAUUCAAGUAUUGGUGGGCCUAAAAUCUGCAUUACCCUUAAUGAAUAUGGACAACCAGUUGGUAGGAACAACAAAGAGUUUGGUAAUUUCAUAGGAACUUUGGUGAGGAAAAAUAUCCCUGUUUCUUGUGAGGAUUGGAGACUAGUUGAUUCUAAAAAGAAGUUUGAGUUAUGGACAAAAGUGAAGGAAUACUAUGAAGUGGAUGAAUCUGGUAUAGAUUAUGUUAUAACAUCUGCAGCAAAAAAAUGGAGAGAGUUUAAGGCUGACCUAAAGAACAAAUAUUUUGAUGAAACAUUGAGUUUUGAAGAGCUUAUUGCUAAAAGGGAUGAAAGGGUGAAAGAAUCUGAUUGGGAGUGGUUGAUAACUUAUUGGAUGUCUCCAGAAGCCGAGGUUCGUACAAACAGAGGUAAAGAUAACCGUUCAAAGCUGACUAUGUCGCAUGCAGCUGGCAGCAAGAGUUAUGCUCGUGUGGGGCAUGAACUGGUAAAAAAAAUUAUAAUCACUAGUUUGUAUAAUCAUUAGUUUAAUUUAUGAAAAAUCUAGUCAAUUACUGGACCAAAUCAUUUUUUCUUGUAGGCCGAGCAACAAGGACGCCCUGCGAGAAGAGAUGAAAUAUAUGU
Zea mays is the source of this 1175-nucleotide messenger RNA. RefSeq lists its product as uncharacterized. The transcript has 7 exons. Bases 1 to 1077 code for a protein of 358 amino acids. Lineage: Eukaryota; Viridiplantae; Streptophyta; Magnoliopsida; Poales; Poaceae. The record is from RefSeq and is a predicted model, not a curated record.